Messenger RNA from Xiphophorus couchianus (Monterrey platyfish), 4895 nucleotides. RefSeq names its product fibulin-1. The record is from RefSeq and is a predicted model, not a curated record. The transcript has 21 exons. Gene Ontology annotation, molecular function: calcium ion binding; extracellular matrix binding; peptidase activator activity. The coding region runs from base 294 to 3119 and encodes 941 amino acids. Gene Ontology annotation, biological process: positive regulation of cell-substrate adhesion; extracellular matrix organization. Gene Ontology annotation, cellular component: extracellular matrix; extracellular region. NCBI's taxonomy places the organism in Eukaryota, Metazoa, Chordata, Actinopteri, Cyprinodontiformes, Poeciliidae.
AAAUCCCGUCAAAACAGUCGAAAGUGUGGCAACACGCAAAGAAGAAAAGGUGUUAUGAAUACUUUUGGAAGGCGCUGUGUUGCUGCUGCUGCUGGCUUCACGGUAUCUUGCUGAUGACGUCUUCGACACACUUAUUAUCGGCCGUGUUUUAAUCGUGGCAGCUCCUCGGAGCCCUCCCACGGGCCCGCUCCGUGACGCCUCUCCAGCGGGUUGUCAGAGCUCUUCCCCCCCCUCCUCCUCCUCCUCACUUCAGGCUCAUCUCUCGCCUCCUUCAGGGGGUCAAACUGGGCCUGAUGGCGCACGAGCUCGUCCUUUUACUUUCCCUCUACGCGGUUUUGACGGGGAUUGAGAGCAAGUUUACUUCUGUGCAUGAGUGCUGUGAGGCUGGAAGGGUGGCAGCCCUGAGAAAGCAAGACUGCGCGGCGCUUCCACGUUUCAGCUCCCACAUUUGCAGUCUCAUAUUUAACACUACAUUUCUCAGCAUUGCCAAGGAGCACUGCUGUCGGGCUUUAGCGAGGAAGCGAGCCUGCGACACUGGCGUUAAGGUGGCCCGUGGUCACGGGGUCUGCGAGCGGCCCCUCUUCACAAGCUCCAACUGGGAAGCGCAAAUUUCACAGUCAUGCUGCGACUGCUGCACACUGGGUUUGAAAACAGACAGCACGGGCUUCAGUUGCGACUUUCGGGGCCUGCAGCUGGACAAGCAGUGCUCUAACGCGGCUAAAGCCUGCUGUGAGAAACCCAAGGACACCACUCCGUCUGCUAAAGGACAAGAAGAGCUUAAAGUGUCGAUCUCCAGGCCUCCAGACGAACCAAAUACCUGCAGAGAGCUCAACUGCUCUCAGCUGUGUGUCGGUAACGGAAGAUGCGUCUGUAACGACGGCUUCCGGCUGCAAAGGGACGGAGUGACGUGUGAGGAUAUUAACGAGUGUCUCGCGGGCAGCCACAGCUGCAGCGCCGAGCAGGUUUGCAUCAACACGGACGGCUCGUUUCUCUGUCGGCUCAGCUGCCACCCGGGAUUCACAAUCGCAGACAACAUCAUUUGCAAAGACAUAGAUGAGUGCGCUGUGGGGAGCCAUAACUGUGGAGCGGACUACGCUUGCAUCAACACACCCGGCUCGUUCUACUGCGACCUGAAGGUGGCGUGCAGAGACGGUUUCACUCUGGACGCUUCCGGAAAUUGCAUCGACAUCAACGAGUGUCUGCUCCUUUCCAACCCGUGCCGACCCGGCCAGACUUGCGUCAACGCCGUUGGCUCUUACGUCUGCCUCGGGAAUACGGUCGUCUGUCGGCAGGGUUACCAUCCAGCGGCGGACGGGACGCGCUGCGAAGGUCUGAGUUUAAGUCGUCUGAAAUCUGCCUUCUCUUUCAAUUUCCGCCCGUUCACAUCCCCCCUCCCCCUCUCCCUUGCCCCAGAUGCGGACGAGUGUCUCGUCGCCGACGUGUGCGGCAGCCACGCCUGCGUGAACCUGGACGGGUCGUACCGCUGCGAGUGCAGAGCGGGCUACCGCUUGAGCAACGUCACCGGAGUCUGCGAAGAUAUCAAUGAGUGCAAGUAUUACUCCCGGCGACUCUGCGGGCACAUAUGUGAGAACACGGAGGGGUCUUAUCAGUGCAGGUGCAUAUCCGGCUUCAGCUUGGCUCCGGACGGAAGGACCUGCGAAGAUAUCAACGAGUGUCUGACUGGCCGUCACAACUGCGCCAGAGGUCAGGUUUGCCUCAACACCGAGGGCUCGUUUCACUGCCAGCGCGAAAUCGCCUGCAACACCGGCUACAAACUCACAGGCAGCUCUUGCCAAGACAUCGAUGAGUGCGCUUUGGGGAGACAUGACUGCGGGGCAAAUUCCGCUUGCGUCAACACGGCCGGCUCGUUCUACUGCGAGCAGAAGCGGGUGUGCGGAGACGGUUUCGCUCUGGACGCCGCCGGCGGCUGUGCCGAUAUUGAUGAGUGCUCGGCCCAAACCGGUCCAUGCCAGCCCAGCCAGACGUGCGUCAACACGGUGGGCUCCCACAGCUGCCUCACUAAUGCGAUCGCUUGCCCACGAGGGUUUCAUCUGAGCGUGAACGGCACACGGUGUGAAGACGUGAAUGAGUGUAUGGUUGGCAGUAAGUGUGCCAAGCAUGUGUGCGUCAACCUGGAAGGACUGUACCGCUGCGAGUGCAGAAGUGGCUACAUGUUCAACGGCGUCACCAAACUGUGCGACGAUAUCAAUGAGUGCACCCAUUAUCCCGGUCGACUCUGCGCCCACAAGUGUGAGAACACAGAGGGGUCGUACCGAUGUAGCUGUGCCACCGGCUUCAAGCUGGCUUAUGGUGGCAGAGACUGCGAAGACAUCAACGAGUGUGAGGACAAACCCUGCAGCCAGGAGUGCACCAAUGUCUACGGCUCGUACCAGUGCUACUGUCACCGCGGUUACCAGCUGAACGACGUCGACGGGACAACGUGUGAAGAUAUUGAUGAAUGCACGCUGCCAAACGUAUGUUCUUACCAAUGUGUCAACACGCCUGGUGGUUUUAACUGCACCUGCCCCACCAGUGGUUACACACUCUCGUACGACGGACGUACUUGUCAGGACAUUGAUGAAUGUGCUGCAGGAACUCAUUCUUGUUCUGCCAAGGAGGCCUGCUUUAACGUCCAGGGAGGAUUUCGCUGUCUGUUCUUCGAGUGUCCUCCUAACUUCAGGCGAGCAGGAAAGGGAUCCGGAGGUAACGCGUCCGCCGUGGUGCGUUGCGUCAAGGCGUGCCAGGAACGCGACGGCGACUGCGCUCGCGACCCCGUCCGCAUCAUCACCUCCACGGCUCUGUCUCUGCCGACCUCGCAACGCUUAAAGGAGCCAGAGGAGAUCGUGUUGCUGCGGACGUCUGCGGCAGCGAAACAAGAUCUUCUCCCGGACGAGCCGGAUGUGUUGUUUGACAUUUUAGCAGACGACGAGCUGCUCUCUUUCGACGUGAUAAAGCGUGCGCAAAACGACAUGCUUGUCGGGGUGAUCCGCCAGAUCAAGCCCAUAUUGGGCCCAAAGGAGCUCAUUCUGGAGGUGUCCAUGAAGUAUGUCCAGUCAGGAGUCGUUUCUCAACAAAACAUCGUCCUCAUUCACGUCUUCAUCUCCGAGUUCUGGUUCUGAGAAGGGAAUGUAAAGGUUUUAUAGAUAAUUCUACUGGUUAAAAAUGAGAAGAAAAAAAAAACAUGACAUAAUUAAUGUAAAUAUACAUCGACAAGGAAAACAGUGGCAAAUUUCAGUUUGUGUGGAGGUUGUUUGCAUAGUGCUUUGAAUUCAGUUACAGGUGUUGAUAGUAACCAGCGCAGGUUACUAACAUGCAAGGAGAGAUUUUUGUGCUCCACAGUCUUCAGCCUCUGUGAGGUCGUAUGUAUGCACAACAUGGUUCACGUUUCAGGCAAAUUGCAUUUUUUAUUUUUUAUUUUUGCAAAGAUGACACUAUGCCUGACGGGAAAUUGCAGAUUUACAGAUAAAAGGUUUUGUCAGUCUAAUUGAUCAGACGCAAAUAGCUAUAAAUCUCCAAGAUAUGCUACUAAUGUUACUUGGAAAAAAUAUACCAGAAUAUUUUAUAUUAUUUCCAGGCGAAUUGGAGUAUUUCUGUGAUUCUUCGUGAGCAACAUGAAGGAUGUUGAGGUUAAAUAUGAAAUUUGGAAUCAAUGAAAGUGAUCAUUUUGCCCCGUCUCCUCAGACAUAGAUUGAUACUUGAAAUUCUUUUUGCUAGCUGUAGUCACACUGCGUACCUUUCUAGAGACACUUGCUCUUACAAUGCUGUGCUUUCAUUUUUUCACCACAUGGUAACACAAUGCUGCACUCAUGCCGAUACGGGCAUUAACACAAAUAUAUCAAAUGUUAAUUUCUUACCAGAUGCUUAGCUAAAGCUUUUGUCUUUUAGCCAUAUGUUAAUACAAUGCUAAGUUUUGUAUGUUAGCAAUAUGCUAAUACCUUGCUAAGCUUUCAUAUGGUAGCAAAACCCUAAUAAAAAGCUUAGCUGUCAUUUGUUUACCAAGUGCUAAUGCAAUAAGGUUUAAUCUGUUAGCCAAAUGCUAAUACAGUCCUAACCUUUCACUCGUUAACCAGAUUCUAAUACAAUGCUUAGCUUUCAUUUGUUCAACAAACUCUAAUAUAGCACAAAGCUUACAUCUGUUAGCCAAAUGCUAACAGAUGUAAGCUUUCAUUUAUUAGCCAGAUGUGUUGAAAUAUUUCAAAGCAGAAUUUGCAGGAAAAAAAAUUAUUUAGAAGGUGCCCAGUCAGUUCUUCUACGCAUCAUAAAAGUGUUUCAGUUUAGAGUUUGUUGCCUUCACUCUUUGUGAAAAUGUUUUCAUUGUUUUGUUUUGUUUUUGUUUUGGCGUUACUUUCCUGCCAAAAAAAAUCUGUAAGCAAAUAAAGCACACAAACUGUCCUCAAACAUUGCACACACAUAAAACAUACUUUGCAAACUGUUAUCCCCUACAAAGCAGUGUACUCUACUGGGUUAUAGAGUACACUGCUUUUCAGUUGUCUGAAUAUCACCCUCCUGUGGUGUCAAGGUUCUGUCUAAGGUAUGACAUGACUGUUGGCAGAAAUUUGGCGCAGAGCGUUUCGUAUGCAAGUAGAGCUUGUUUUGUACUCGAGGACAGUUUGUGAGAUAAGUUUUAUAUGUGGGCAACAUGCUUUAUUUGUUUGCAAUGUUUUUUUUGGCAGAACAAUUUGUGAAACAUAUAUUAUUUGUGUGCAGCAUGCUUUAUUUGUUUGCAAAAUUUUGGCUGGAAAUUAACUCCAUAUUUUGUGGACUUGCUUCUUCUGAUGCCAGACUUCUGCAUUUAAGUGCUUGUAUUUAACUGACGCAAUAGUGUUUUUUUCACAAAAAAAAAAACAUAUAUAUAAAAAAUUAAUAAAACCAUCUGUGAAUAAUAAAAACCUUCA